CUCUCUCUCUCGCCCCCCUGAUUUCCUCAUCCUAAGCCGUGACGAAGAAGAGAAACUCCCGCUAGUUGGCACUGUAUCUGUAAAUCCUAAAAUACGCCAUGGGUAAGGUACACGGGUCGCUGGCACGUGCCGGGAAGGUGAGGGGGCAGACGCCGAAGGUGGCAAAGCAGGAUAAGAAGAAGAAGCCCCGGGGCAGAGCCCACAAGCGCAUGCAGUACAACAGGUGUUUUGUCACAGCCGUUGUUGGAUUUGGAAAGAAGAGGGGGCCCAACUCGUCAGAGAAGUAAGGUUGGUGUUGAAAGCUCUUUUGGUUAGUGAUGUAGGUUGGUUUUCUCUGGUGAAAUGUCAUUUUCAGUGUUUUGUUA
Magnolia sinica is the source of this 365-nucleotide messenger RNA. RefSeq names its product small ribosomal subunit protein eS30z/eS30y/eS30x-like. Gene Ontology annotation, cellular component: cytosolic small ribosomal subunit; ribosome. Gene Ontology annotation, biological process: translation. The transcript has a single exon. Bases 99 to 287 code for a protein of 62 amino acids. The record is from RefSeq and is a predicted model, not a curated record. Gene Ontology annotation, molecular function: structural constituent of ribosome. NCBI's taxonomy places the organism in Eukaryota, Viridiplantae, Streptophyta, Magnoliopsida, Magnoliales, Magnoliaceae.